CGGCGGCGCGCACGACGUGGAGGCUCCGCAACCGAUAACCCGUUUUCCUUAUGGUAAAGACGGCGCCUGGCUGAUGAGCAGAGCGGUGAGGACAGCGAGUGAGGCAGAGGCGCAGAGCUGGGGCGCAGAGGAUGAUGACAUGGCAGACGGCGAUUUAGGGUAUGGCCUUGGAAGAAGGCCUGGUGGUAUUUAUGAAGUACAAGUUUCACAUUUAUUGAAGUCUAGAAGAAGAUCAGAUGGAAAGAACUUUAGUCCUCCCCCACUUCCAGGAAAGGAGGAAGGGAGAAGUGAUGCCAUUUUUCAGUACCCCAAGCCUCGGAGCCUGCAAGACACAUACCCUGAAUCAUCCAGAAUUUCUCUGUGCAGCCGACAAAGUAGCAUUGAUUCCAGUUCAGAAUUGUCAAAUGUAGAAUUAAAGCAACAUCUUCACGAAACUUUAGAGGAGGUAGAAGUUUUAAAAACAGAACUUGAGGCAGUUCAAAGACAACUUGAAGGUAAAGAGGAAGCACUGAAAAUUCUUCAAAGUAUGGCAGUAUUUGAAAAGGCCACAAGUCAUACCCAGGUAGUGCUUCAAAAAACUGUGGAACAAAAGAAAUCCCUGGAGAAGGAAAUAAAUACCUUGCAGUGGAAAAUAGAAUUUGAUCAGAAUAGAUUUAAAAAUAUAGAGGAAUCUUGGACCCAAAAAUAUGACAGGCUAAACUGUGAGAAUGCAGUCCUCAAAGAAACUUUGAAACUGAAAACAGAAGAAGUUAAAAUGCUAAUGUCUAAAAAUGCAAUUUUAAAUCAACAGUAUUUGGAGGCUCUUGCCAUGCUUGAUAUCAAACAGCAGAAGAUGGUUCAGGAAAACACGUGCCAGGAUAAUAGUGGCUUCACAGAGGUUUCAGGUCUUGAGCUUGCAGUCCUUGGCGCCUGCCUUUGUCCUGGUCCCAGAGGGAGGCCCUGUUCCUGUGCCAAAAUGGCAGCAUCCACUCGAAAGAUGCUUCUUCAGCUCAAACAAGAGUUGGAACUUUUGCAGAGGAGUAAAGAAGAAGCUUACAUAAUGGCUGAUGCAUUCAGAAUUGCAUUUGAGCAACAAUUAAUGAGGAAAAAUGACCAGGCACUCAGAUUGACACAAAUGGAUAACAUGUGUAAAAAAGCAACAAAACGGAUAAGUUGGAAGCACCUUAAAGAGGAUGAAUUGCCACCACAAAGGAGUAAAAACACGUUAAGACAGAAAUUGUUGGGUAUACUUCCUUCAGAUUACAGUUCUAAGAAGACUGAAGAUGAUGAUAACCCUCCAGAAGUCUUUAAGAUGCUAAUAGACUUGUUAAAUGAUAAAGAAGAAGCUCUGGCUCAUCAAAGAAAAGUUAGCUACAUGCUUGCUCGGGCACUGGAAAACAAAGAGAUGUCCUCAAAAGAGAAUAAAGAAAAAAACUCUCUAAGAGACAUUUUUCCAUUAAAACCCCGUCAGAAUACUUCAAAACUCUCUGUUUUAUGUGAUCCUGUUCAUUCAAGUCUUCAAAGUUUUAAUUCUGUGAGCUGUAUUUGUUCCAUCCAGCACCUUCAUACAGAUCAAAACUACAAGAGAACUCUUAAAAGAUCCUGUUCUUUACCUUCAAGUAUCAUGCUUUGAAGUUAAACCAGCUGAAAUUAGUGCGAGCUUAUUUAUAUCACGAGACUUUUAAAAAGGAUUGCACAGAUUUUGCUACAUCCUGACUAGCUGGGUGUUUUCCAGUAUUUCUACAUUUUAGGAGGCAACUUAAACAUUUAUGUUGUCUGUAAGAAAUUUAGUAGUAUUUGGUAUUCAUGUAUUUUAUUUAUAGAUUGUAUUACUAUAAUGAAGUUGUCAGUAUUUGCCACUAUCUUAAAAGAGUAAUUUUGAGAAAAACAAGAAAUUGAUUAUUUAACUACUUAGGAAUCUCUGACUAUAGGGAGCUCUGGCUAAAACAAUAUAAUGGACACUAGUGCUCUACAAACUAAGAAUGACAGAAGUGACUGUCAAUGUUUGAAAGAUGUUUGUCUUAUGUUUUUUCAGAAUUUUUCAUUUAUAAAGAUUACCUACAAUAAAAUAUAAUGGUGGGUUUCUGUUAGAAGUACAUUCAAAGUUAUUGCUAAUUACUGUCACAAUUAAUUUCUUAUCUUGAUGGAAUGACAUUUGUGGCCAGAUCUUCACUGAUUUUUAGCCCUCAAAUCAUUUUGAACUAAGUCCUUGGUUUUGAUGUGUAUUUUAGGCCAUUGAAUGUUCUAUCAAUAUACAAUAGUAUUACUCUGUAGGAAUAUUACCAUGUCAAAGGAAAUGUAUUAAAUUGUCUUAAAUUGCAGUAAAAAAUUUGAUGUGCUUUCUAGUUAAAAAAAAAAGAUGUCACAGUACUAUUUAAAAAGUGAGAUGACAAUAGGGUAUUAAGAUAACAAUAUAAACCAUUUAUAAUUGUUAUAAUUGUAUUGGGCAUUAAUAAUAAAAGCUGAAAACUUCAG
Molecule: messenger RNA, 2454 nt
Organism: Condylura cristata (star-nosed mole)
Lineage: Eukaryota; Metazoa; Chordata; Mammalia; Eulipotyphla; Talpidae
Gene: CCDC125
Product: coiled-coil domain containing 125
Exons: 12
Coding region: 74-1612 (512 amino acids)
Biological process (GO): negative regulation of cell motility; negative regulation of Rho protein signal transduction
Cellular component (GO): cytoplasm
Source: RefSeq, a predicted model, not a curated record